Molecule: messenger RNA, 906 nt
Organism: Cooperia oncophora
Lineage: Eukaryota; Metazoa; Nematoda; Chromadorea; Rhabditida; Trichostrongylidae
Source: the annotation of a GenBank genome assembly
AUGCGAUUUCAUGAAUGUGUUUUACCUUUCGUGUGGUAUCUGCGAUGCGAACCACCAAUCGCUGGCACAUCGGAGGGAAAACAAGUCGUUUGCAUAGGAGCAUCAUUCAUAGGAAUGGAACUUUCAUCCGCUCUGUCCAAGAUAGCGGCGUCUGUAACUGUUAUCUGCAUGACGGAAGAACCAUUACCACCGCUCGGAACAGAUAUUGGUGCUGCCCUAAGAGAGCGUUUUGAAGCGAAAGGGGUGAAAAUUAUAAGGAACAUGACUGCAGAGCGACUUGAGGGAGAAAGCGAAGUGACUGGUGUUACUCUAAAAUCGGGCGAAACUCUACCAGCACAAGUGGUCGUAGUAGGAAUUGGAGUUCAACCGCCCACUGAUUGGCUGAAAGACACUCGUAUAGAGUUAGACGAUGCCGGCUUCAUAAAAGUGGACCGCUAUUUCAGGACUUCUGCUGACUGGAUCUAUGCGAUCGGUGAUGCUGUCAAGGCUCCGUUGGCUUUGUGGGACGUAGACUCCAUGAAUAUUCAGCAUUUCCAGUUGGCUCUAACACAUGGCAAGUUUCCUAAUGAUCUGGUUUCAUGGCUGCCAAAUACUCUUAUAAACAAACCAUUUAUAGGUCAGAUGCUCGGCUAUUCAAUUAUGGGCCGUCCAUUCCCACAUGAGAUAGUGCCAUUCUUCUGGACAAACUUCUUCGGCGAAUUCGGACUGCGAUUGUCAGGCUGCUCCAAAAUAGCUGAAGAGGAGAUUGUUCACGGUGAUCUUGCCGAGCUGAAAUUUGCUAAGUACUAUUUGAAGGAUGGUGUCGUUGUGGCUGUUGCGAGUGCUGGUCCUGUUCCGACUGCGAUACAAUUUGAAGAGCUGUUCAAACGAAAAGUUCAAAUCACCCGUGAAGACGUGGAAAAGUAA